CCACCUCGCGGCAGUCGAGUCGAUUCUUUUUCUGGUGCAAAGUGGUUAGUUCUUGCGAAAUAGACGAAAAUGACGGCCCUCACCGCGGAAGAGAAGGAGCAGCUGAUCGUGCGGAACCUGCAGGAGGUGCUGGGGCAGGAUGCGAUGCGGACCGUGUUGAAGGAGCGGGACUUGCGGAUCUACUGGGGCACGGCGACGACCGGCAAGCCGCACAUUGCGUACUUUGUGCCGAUGUCGAAGGUGGCGGAUUUUCUGAAGGCUGGGUGUGAGGUGACAAUUUUGUUUGCGGAUUUGCACGCCUAUUUGGACAAUAUGAAGGCGCCGUGGUCGCUGCUGCAGGAACGGACCAAGUACUACGAGGCGGUUAUAAAGGCGAUGCUGACGUCGUUGGGGGUUCCGCUGGAGAAGUUGAAGUUUGUGCGGGGCACGGACUAUCAGCUGUCGAAGGAGUACACGCUGGACGUUUACCGGUUGUCGUCGGUUGUGACGCAGCACGACGCGAAGAAGGCCGGAGCGGAGGUGGUGAAGCAGGUGGAGCAUCCGUUGAUGUCGGGGAUUUUGUAUCCGGGACUGCAGGCGUUGGAUGAGGAGUACUUGAAGGUGGACGCCCAGUUUGGUGGGGUUGACCAGCGGAAGAUCUUUACGUUUGCGGAGAAGUAUCUGCCCCAGUUGGGAUAUGGGAAGAGGGUGCACUUGAUGAACCCGAUGAUUCCGGGGUUGGCUGGGGGGAAAAUGUCUUCCUCGGAGGAGGAUUCCAAGAUUGAUUUGCUGGACAGUGCCGCCAAGGUCAAGUCCAAGAUCAAGAAGGCGUUCUGCGAGCCUGGAAAUAUCGAGGACAACGGACUGCUCAAGUUCGUGAAGCACGUCGUCUUCCCGAUGUUCCCGGCCGGCGAGGGAUUCCAGAUUCGGCGCAAGCCCGAGUUUGGCGGAGACAAGUGCUUCGACAAUUACGAAGAUCUGGAGGCUUACUUUGCCGCGCAAGAGCUGCACCCGGGAGAUCUAAAAGCGUCCGUCGAAGUCUACAUCAACCGGCUGCUCGACCCCAUCCGGAAAGCGUUCGACGAUGACGCGCACCGGCAGCUGACGGAACGAGCCUACCCGACGGCCGGCGGUGCGUCGAAGAAGGGUGCCGCCGCCCAAGCGACCAGCGAAAACACCCCGGACAAGGCUGAGUUCACCGUCGGUCAAAUCGUCGACGCCAGCAAGCAUCCAGACGCGGACACGCUCUGCGUCCUGACCGUGGACAUUGGCGGCGACGUGAAAAAGUCCAUCGUCAGCAACCUGAUGGCGCAUUACGAGCUGGAGGCCCUUAAGGGACGCCUGGUGGUCACGCUGACCAACAUGAAGUCGAGCAAGAUGCGGGGCGUCGAGAGCGAGGGCCUCGUCAUGUGCGCCUUCAACGCGGACAAGUACGAACCGCUGGCGGUGCCCGAGGGCACCAAGGUCGGCGAGCGGAUCAUCGUCGAAGGGUUCGACAACACGAAGGCCGAGGUGGCGCAGCUGAACCCGAAGAAGAAGGUUUGGGACAAAAUCCAGGCGGAGCUGAAGACGAACGCCGACGGCGAGGCGCUCUGGAAGGAAUUUUCGCUGCUGACCAUGAACGGGGAUCGGAUCACGUGCGGACUGAAGGGAUGCAACAUCAAGUGAAGCGAACAAACUUAGUAAAGUGAUGAAAUUAUGCCUACUCGGAAGAAGAAAAACAGUGAAUCAUGCUGCGGUAGAGAAAAAUGUUUUAUUUAUUUGUAAGAGCGUCAUCGAGCUAAGCUAAGUUUGCAUUUUUUGUGUACUCGUUCAUUUUUUCAUGGAAUAAAUUCGUUUUUUGAAGAAGACGCUUUCAAA
Molecule: messenger RNA, 1839 nt
Organism: Culex pipiens pallens (northern house mosquito)
Lineage: Eukaryota; Metazoa; Arthropoda; Insecta; Diptera; Culicidae
Gene: TyrRS
Product: tyrosine--tRNA ligase, cytoplasmic
Exons: 1
Coding region: 70-1647 (525 amino acids)
Biological process (GO): tyrosyl-tRNA aminoacylation
Molecular function (GO): ATP binding; tRNA binding; tyrosine-tRNA ligase activity
Source: RefSeq, a predicted model, not a curated record